Messenger RNA from Tripterygium wilfordii, 2107 nucleotides. RefSeq names its product probable magnesium transporter NIPA6. Lineage: Eukaryota; Viridiplantae; Streptophyta; Magnoliopsida; Celastrales; Celastraceae. Gene Ontology annotation, molecular function: magnesium ion transmembrane transporter activity. The transcript is spliced from 9 exons. Bases 567 to 1556 code for a protein of 329 amino acids. Gene Ontology annotation, cellular component: membrane. The record is from RefSeq and is a predicted model, not a curated record. Gene Ontology annotation, biological process: magnesium ion transport.
AUAAAACAGUGCAGAUCCGAUGUCUGAUUACGACUUGGAAUCUCUACAAAUUCUCUUAUUUGGAUAGCGUGGAAAAGAGAGAGAGAAUUUAGCCACCACAAGUAUGGGAAGAAUCAAACCAGCAUAAAAGCAUAAUGAACCAGUAGACGUUAUGUAUCCAGUAGCUUGUUGACACGUUGCGAGAAGCGUGUGUAAGCAUGAAACACAUGGAUUGCGAGGCAGGAAAUCAUAACCAGUGCUCGUACAAGAAAUUAGGGGAAUUGCGAAGCUUCCGACAAGACGACGAACUCCAGUCAGUCCCUCGUCGUCGUCGUUGAGAGCGGGCUCUUUAGACUUGGUAGGAUCUCUCUCUUGAUUCUUUGAUACGCGUUGAAACGUAAAAAGCUGUCCGUAAUUGAGCUCACAAACCCUCGAAUUUUUAUUGAGGGCAAUUUCUCUGUUUUUUUUGCCGGGAAACAGAUCUCUUCUUCAUCCUGUCUCUUAUCCAAAAUCAAUACGAACGAAUCACUAUAUGUAUGUAUCUAUAGUUUUCGUAUAAUUCUUAUAGAGAGAGGGAAGAGGGGGGUAUGGGGAUGUCGGAGAAUACGACGGGAUUGAUACUGGCAAUGGCGUCCAGCGCGUUUAUUGGUGCGAGUUUCAUUCUGAAGAAGAAAGGCCUCAAGCGAGCUGGGGCUAACGGUACACGCGCAGGGGUUGGAGGCCAUACCUACCUACUAGAGCCUCUUUGGUGGGCAGGCAUGGUGACUAUGAUUGUGGGAGAGGCUGCAAAUUUUGUAGCUUAUGUUUACGCCCCUGCAGUUUUAGUGACCCCACUUGGUGCAUUAAGUAUAAUUGUCAGUGCCGUUUUGGCACACUUCUUGCUGAAGGAACGCAUACAGAAAAUGGGUAUUGUUGGAUGUGUUUCUUGCAUCGUGGGAUCAGUAGUGAUUGUAAUCCAUGCACCUCAAGAACAUACUCCAAAUUCUGUGCAAGAAAUCUGGACCCUAGCAACUCAACCAGCCUUUCUAAUAUACGUAGCAGCUGCAAUGUCAAUUGUGUUGGCUAUAAUUUUACAUUUUGAGGCUCGCUAUGGGCAGACAAACAUAUUGAUCUACUUGGCUGUCUGUUCGUUUAUGGGUUCACUUACGGUUGUAAGCAUAAAAGCAAUCGGAAUUGCAAUAAAACUAACAUUGGAGGGAAUAAGCCAGAUAACUUAUCCUCAGACGUGGUUUUUCGUUACUGUUGCGGCAAUCUGCGUCAUUACACAGUUGAAUUAUCUGAACAAGGCACUGGAUACUUUCAAUGCAGCUAUUGUUUCUCCCGUGUAUUAUGUGAUGUUUACAACUCUUACCAUCAUUGCCAGUGCCAUAAUGUUUAAGAAUGCAAGCAGCAUUGCCUCUGAGAUAAGCGGAUUCAUCACCGUGAUUUGUGGAACAAUCGUACUUCACGCAACAAGAGAACAGGAACAAGCUUCAACACCAGGAUCUCCAGCUUGGUAUCUUGGUGGAAGUUCUAUGAAGGGUGUUGAAGAUGAAUAUCUAAUUAACCUACGCACUUCGGAUUAUUUGGAGCCGUGAAGUCUUUCUUUUGAAUGGAUGCGAGAAGAAUGUGAUCUUCCAUCAAUCAAGCACUGGAUGGUCUCUGCAGAGCUAAGAGCUUCUUGAUUUUGGGCCAAAGUUUGGUGGAAAUAUUGGUUUUGCUGGUGGAUAUUUUGUGUAUAACUUCUGUGACAGGAAGUCUGAGAAGACCCCGGAUUUUGCACUUAUGAAUGCAUCGUCCUCCGCUUGAAUUACAGGAAACUGUCUUGCAACAUAUUUUGUGAGUGUAAGUUCUACGUACAUCUUAUGUGUCCUUGACUCCGCCCAUUGCGAGUCUUGUCCGGUAGGGUUGGAUAGCUUGAACAAAAAAGCAGUGCAGAAAAAGUAGUGAUCUCAAUUGCAGUGCAUGUCCAAUGAUAGUCAUUCUUUAUGUACAUACCUGUUUUUCUUUUCUUUUUACAGUUAAGUUUUUAGAGGUCCUCUUUUCAUUCUCUCCUGGGAGUUUGGAUGAUUUCCUCACUUGUUGAACAUGUGUAAAUCCAUUGUUUAACUGUUUGAUAGAUUUAAGAAUCCAAACCCUAAUACUAAUA